Kwoniella botswanensis is the source of this 783-nucleotide messenger RNA. RefSeq lists its product as uncharacterized. NCBI's taxonomy places the organism in Eukaryota, Fungi, Basidiomycota, Tremellomycetes, Tremellales, Cryptococcaceae. The coding region runs from base 1 to 783 and encodes 260 amino acids. Gene Ontology annotation, molecular function: protein-lysine N-methyltransferase activity. The record is from RefSeq and is a predicted model, not a curated record. Gene Ontology annotation, cellular component: cytoplasm. The transcript is spliced from 5 exons.
AUGGCAGACGAAGAAUUACCACCGAGUAAAUUGGGCACUAAAAGUCAUUGGGAUGAGGUGUAUGAACGAGAAGUGAGAGUGUUCAACGAUGUUGGCGACGAAGGGGAAGUAUGGUUCGGUGAAUCCUCAGUCACGAAAAUGCGUAAAUGGGCUCAACGUCAUCUUCCCCCUUUUCCAAAUCAAGGACCCAUACGAAUCCUAGAAUGCGGUUCAGGCAACGGUACUCUCCUCUUAUCAUUCCUCACUUCAUCAUCACUCGAUCCAAAUGUUCCACCAGCCAAGCAGAAUUUCCAUCUGACCGGAAUAGAUUAUUGUGAAUCUGCUCGAUUGCUCGCUCAAUCAGUCGAAAAAUCCCGGAGGGAGAAUAUUCAACAAGAGAUUGAACAAGCUCUGGAAGAUGACGAAGAGGAAUUGGUCGAAAAUGACAUACAAUGCGAAUGGCGUACAGAAGAUUUAUUAAGGAAAGAUUUCAAUGGUGAACAAUGGGAUUUGGUGUUGGAUAAGGGUACAUACGAUGCAUUGUGUUUAAGCUCAGAAGGGAUAGAAGAAGAAAAUGGUAGAUUACCUAGUCAGGUAUAUCCUGAGAAAGUAGCAUUGUUGGUUAAGAAGGGUGGUUAUUUCUUGAUUACUAGUUGUAAUUUUACGGAGGAGGAGAUCAAAGCGAGGUAUACGAAAGAGGGGUUAGGUUUCGAAUUCCACUCAAGCGUGCCUCAUCCUUCGUUCUCGUUUGGCGGUAAAUCCGGUACCACAGUAUGUACAGUAGCAUUCAAGAAGGUGAUAUAA